This is a messenger RNA of Epinephelus moara (kelp grouper), 2104 nucleotides long. RefSeq names its product Meis homeobox 2b (gene meis2b). Gene Ontology annotation, molecular function: DNA-binding transcription activator activity, RNA polymerase II-specific; RNA polymerase II cis-regulatory region sequence-specific DNA binding. Gene Ontology annotation, biological process: positive regulation of cell population proliferation; eye development; embryonic pattern specification. Bases 404 to 1579 code for a protein of 391 amino acids. The record is from RefSeq and is a predicted model, not a curated record. The transcript is spliced from 13 exons. Lineage: Eukaryota; Metazoa; Chordata; Actinopteri; Perciformes; Serranidae.
AGCCUAUAAACUGCGGACAGUGAGCGUGUCGCACAGAGACAUGGGCACGAGGACAGAGUGAGUGCUGAGGACUGAACCGCGGACCGUCAGCGCAUUCUUAUGAAAGGACUGAUCCUCGGAACUAACAUCAAACACUCACAAGUGACAGAUUAUCACUAAUCCUCCCGCUGAAGAACCGCAGCAAAGCAGUUUGCCAAUUACCAGUGCGCCUUUCGGCACUCGUGGUAACGUGAGGACAGAUGCUGUGUCUGAUCACUUCGCUUUGAUUUCAGUCUUAAUUGAUUUGCUCCAUGCCAUACAGCAGGACAGGAUUAUAGUUCCCUCUUGGAUUUCAAAGUCGUCGAUUUAUACCUACUCAUCAACAUCAAACUUUUCUUUACACAUCUGGAAAUUGCGCACGGAGAUGGCGCAAAGGUACGAUGAGCUGGCUCAUUACGGAGGCGCGAUGGACGGAGUCGGAGUCCCCACCUCCAUGUACGGAGACCCGCACGCCCCCCGGCCCCUGCCCCAGGUCCACCACCUGAACCACGGGCCACCUCCGCACCCGACCCAGCACUACGGAGCCCACGCGCCGCACAACAUCAUGCCCAGCAGCAUGGGCAGCGCCGUCAACGACGCACUAAAGAGAGACAAGGACCAAAUCUACGGCCACCCCUUAUUCCCGCUGCUGGCUCUGGUGUUCGAGAAGUGCGAGCUGGCGACUUGCACGCCCAGAGAGCCCGGGGUGGCGGGAGGAGACGUCUGCUCCUCCGACUCCUUCAAUGAAGACAUAGCCGUAUUUGCAAAGCAGAUCCGUGCAGAGAAACCGUUAUUUUCUUCCAACCCAGAGCUGGAUAACUUGAUGAUUCAGGCGAUUCAAGUCCUACGAUUUCAUCUGCUGGAAUUAGAGAAGGUCCAUGAGCUGUGUGAUAACUUCUGCCACCGGUACAUUAGCUGCCUCAAAGGAAAAAUGCCCAUCGACCUGGUCAUAGAGGAGCGAGACGUCUGCAAGUCGGACUUCGACGACCUCUCCGGAUCAUCCACCAACCUUGCAGAUCAUAACCCAGCGUCCUGGAGAGACAUGGAUGACGCCCACUCCACGCCCUCUGUGGGCACCCCAGGACCGUCCAGCGGGGGACACGUUUCUCAGAGUGGUGACAACACCAGUGAACUCGGAGACGCCCUUGACAACAGCCUGGCAUCACCAGGCACAGGAGACGAGGAUGACCAGGACAAGAAGAGGCAGAAGAAACGAGGCAUCUUCCCUAAAGUGGCCACAAAUAUAAUGAGAGCAUGGCUCUUCCAACACCUUACGCACCCGUACCCCUCAGAGGAACAGAAAAAACAGCUAGCACAAGACACAGGCCUCACCAUCCUUCAAGUGAACAACUGGUUUAUAAAUGCAAGGAGGAGGAUAGUCCAACCUAUGAUUGACCAGUCCAACAGAGCAGUGAGUCAGGGCACAGCGUACAGUCCAGAUGGCCAGCCAAUGGGAGGUUUUGUUCUUGAUGGGCAGCAGCACAUGGGUCUCCGACCUGGAGGACCAAUGGGUGGCAUGGGUAUGAACAUGGGCAUGGAUGGGCAGUGGCACUACAUGUAAAUCCUCUCCACUGAGGCAAGCCUAAAAGACAGGGUGAAGCCUCCAUGGUUGGCUCAGGGAUCUUCUCCCAUCUGUCUGUGGAGCUCAGUACCAGAGCUGCCUCUGCAGCUGCCACGUCGAACCCACCUGACCGUACACCACUUGACCACUCCCACCUCACCUCACCUUGCCCGAGCCCCACGGUGCGCGCAUGUAGAGGAUCACCAUGGAAACGCCAAUGCUCUGCACCAGAGGCCGCCCACAAACUUUUGACUUGAAAGUGAGCAGAGACUCGGAGCUUAACCGGCUGCACAGAGAAUAAAAUGACUUAAAGGACUUCAUAGUGAAGAGAAGCAGUUUGACACAUCUGCUCCAUUUCCUUUUAAAUUAUUUAUUUAUUUUUCUACAAUGGCGGACCACAGGGAAGAUCACUUUCUCCUCUCUUUCUUAUUUGACCUCUUAGCUUUACCCCAAACCCUAUAUGCCCAUCCUCCAAUAAAUUAUACAAAGACACACACACACACACACACACACACACACACACAC